Molecule: messenger RNA, 381 nt
Organism: Coprinopsis cinerea okayama7#130
Lineage: Eukaryota; Fungi; Basidiomycota; Agaricomycetes; Agaricales; Psathyrellaceae
Product: small nuclear ribonucleoprotein Sm D3
Exons: 4
Coding region: 1-381 (126 amino acids)
Biological process (GO): RNA processing; spliceosomal snRNP assembly
Cellular component (GO): U5 snRNP; U4 snRNP; spliceosomal tri-snRNP complex
Molecular function (GO): RNA binding
Source: RefSeq, a predicted model, not a curated record
AUGGCCACCUCAGGACUUGGAGUUCCCGUCAAGCUUUUGCAUGAAUCUUUGGGACAUAUUAUCACUGUUGAGUUGAAGACGGGGCAGCUUUAUCGUGGAAAGUUGGCUGAAGCCGAAGACAACCUCAACAUCUCGCUAAAAGACAUAACUGUCACUGGACGUGAUGGGCGAGUUUCUCAGUUGGAUCAAGUGUACAUUCGGGGGAGUAUGAUUCGGUUCUUUAUCGUGCCUGAUAUGCUGCAGAAUGCGCCUAUGUUCAAGCGAGUUGGACCCAAUGCUAUGAGGGGAAGGGGUAUUGGUACGGCGCGUGGUCGCGCGACCAUUAUGCGAGCACGGAGAGGAAGGGGUGUUGCACCGGCUCCUCGAGGAAUCCGACGAUGA